UUUACCUUUCCCUGCGACCCAUUCGUGCUCUCUUCUAUAUGUCAUCUUCCAUGAUGUAAAAGGAAUCACUCCGGCUACCAUCAGCUUGAGAAUGGCGUCAGAUAUCUCCCCGGACCCCAGAUCUCAUCCUGUGGUUCGCUCCCUUCUCCGCAUUUCCCUCAGCGCCAAGGAGUACAAACGUCUCCACGAUUAUGCCAUCCAACGCGCUCCUUCAUCCUUUCAGGGCAGGCUUCCUUCGCCGUCCAAGUACGAAGCCAUCAUUCGCUCGAAAAACAAGCACAACGCCGCUGCUGUGCGGGCUUCGUUGCGAGUAUUCCUACUCUCGUUGUCCCUCACGAAGCUGGCUGAGGGUGUGAUGAGCCGGAUACGCGGUGAUAUACCGAGUAGCAAGUCGAGCAUCUCUUCCACCCGCUCCUCUAAGCUUCGUGUUUCCGCCUCCUUCGCGCUUAUCCUUCUCUUCCAUCGGUUCCUUUAUCGCUUCUUCGUUAAGCUGCGCGCCAACCUUCGCACAGACGACGCGCGGCCAUUCCGGGAUCGCAAUCCGCGAAUCUCCCAGGUGCUGACUUCACGCUUUGCUCCUGCCAUUGGGGGUAGUCUCGCAGGAUUUGCGCUUGGGAUUUGCCCACGGAGCCAGUUUCGCAUAAUAGCAGCAAUCUACUCGGCCACUCGUGGCUUGGAAUUCUUGUUCAAUGUACUGGAUGAGAAGGGGUGGUUUGAGAAUCGGCCUUCAUGGUUUGGUAGUUGGUUGUUGAUGCCCGUGGCUUGCGCGCAGCUUUUCCAUUCUUUUAUCUUCGAUCGAGAAGCUGUACCUACCUGGCUUACAAAAGUGAUCCUCGGACUCUCUCCGAGUUACAUCGGUGGUCGUCCUGAUAGUCUGCCUAUGGAUGUCGCAUGGCCUGGAAAGGAGGAUGUUGUCGAUUCGCUCGCACAUAUAUCCGCUCUGAAGUGGCCAUCAUUUGUCUCACCAAUCCUACAUCCCGGCAGUUCAAAGGUACUGCCUUCGUCACUGACGUCAAUCUCACCUGUUACUGGUUCUGCCCACCCGGCCAUCUCCAGUUUGUCAUGCGCUUUGCUUCAUCCUAGUAGCCCCAGCUGCAGUACCGCCUUCCUGCAUCAUAUCCUUCUCUCCGUGCCGCCCCUGACCCGCUUCUUGACCGCUAUCAGCCUGGCGCUCUCGUUGCGUAAAAUCAAAAACCUGGCGUUGCAUCCCAUCUCAUCUCUCAACGACCUUUCGCAGAAGAUCAUGAAACUCACCGCCGUUCUCUCGGCAUCUGCGGGCACCGCUUGGGCCAGCAUUUGCCUCUGGAACUCAGUCCUCCCCCGGUCGACCCUGCCCACCAAGCGCUUCUAUCUGAGCGGCGCCCUGGCAGGAGUCCCAUUCGCGGUCCUCGGGUCAAAACGCGGUCUCUUUCUAUACUUCUUCCGCACCGCUCUAGCCACAGCCUGGAAGACAGCGGCCAAGCGGGGAUCGUGGACCGGGUGGAACAACGGAGAGCUGGGCAUCAUUGUGGCCAGCUGGGCGCUGGUGGGGUGCAUUCUCGAGUCCCGCCCCGCAGCGGUGCAAGGGAAGGGCGUGAGGAAGGCUCUGUCGUGGAUGAGAGGGGACGGGUUUGCCGAUCCAUUGAAAGUCGCGGAGAAACGGAAGGCAAAGAAGGCAGCAGCCGCGCAGAAGAAGACGGAGGAUGAUGCUUCGACGUGAUAUGGCAAUGCAACUCUGGGCCCUCCCGCCUCGCGGUCUUUUGUAUCGACUUAGUUUGUUCAUUCACGGAGCUGGCUUCGGUCGUUAUUAUCUUGCAUAUAGCUUAGCUAGCUGUAGUGUAUUUUGUGCUGUUUGAUCUUGGGGAUCGAAUUACGACACGCACACUUGACCAUUUUUCUGUGGCAUGUGGCGGUACCUAGCGAAACUCGGAAACUUACACCAAACAUGUGUCUUUU
This is a messenger RNA of Aspergillus saccharolyticus JOP 1030-1, 1935 nucleotides long. RefSeq lists its product as uncharacterized. The record is from RefSeq and is a predicted model, not a curated record. NCBI's taxonomy places the organism in Eukaryota, Fungi, Ascomycota, Eurotiomycetes, Eurotiales, Aspergillaceae. The transcript has 4 exons. Bases 92 to 1699 code for a protein of 535 amino acids.